AUGGCGGCGGCGGGCGGGCAGGUCGUCGGUCUGAGGCGGCUGGUCGGCGUCGCCCUGUUCCUGUGGCAGCUGUCCGGACCGUCGGGCGGCGAAAGUUCAGUCACUCCACCUUACGUGAUGAAGUGUCCAAGCAACGGUUUGUGCAGCCGACUGCCAGCAGAAUGUAUCGAGUGCAGAACAAACUUCUCCUGUGUCUACGGGAAGCCAGUCACUUUUGACUGCACAGUAAAACCUCAAGUUGUCUGUGUCGAUCAAGAUUACAAAUUGCAAGAAAACUUUACCAUCAACAUGACUUGCAGCUUUUGCUGGCAGCUUCCGGAAACAGAUUACGAGUGUUCCAAUUCUACAAACUGUAUGACAGUCUCCUGUCCCCGACAACGCUACAGUGCCAACUGUACUGUUCGUGAUCACAUCCACUGCCUGGGUAAGCGUACUUUUCCCAAAAUGCUGUACUGCAACUGGACUGGAGGUUACAAAUGGUCUACAGCUCUGGCUCUCAGCAUUACCCUAGGUGGAUUCGGAGCGGAUCGUUUUUAUCUGGGCCAGUGGCGGGAAGGCCUGGGCAAACUCUUCAGCUUUGGUGGUCUGGGGAUAUGGACUCUCAUAGAUGUUCUCCUAAUUGGGGUUGGUUAUGUAGGACCUGCAGAUGGUUCCCUCUACAUUUAGACAAGGUCGAUCGGUUACGGUAAGAAGGCCUUAAUUAGCAACUGGCCUCUACUCUUUGUUCUACACAUCUGUGUUUUUAAUGUACAGUAUCUGUACUUUGCUUGCCUUAAUUAAGGUAAAAUAAAUAAGCGAAUCAUUGAUCCAUGUUUUUUUUUUUUUAUUUGCCUUCAUAUGAACGAGUUCUUAGUUUUUUCUAUGGAAAAGUUUUUUGGGUUUUUUUUUAAGUUGCACAGUUUGAAAACCAGAGGAACAAAUUGUGUGAAGUUCCAUUCACUUUUGGAUCGGUGUUUUGUGUUCUGUGGGGCUUUUAUGCACGUCAUGUCCUACACUUAAUCUGGAAGCUAGCAUAGCACUUGUGUGUAUAUAUAUUUCAUAGACUGUGUUUCUUCGUCUAGCUGUAAUUUAUUUUACUGUCUCUCCGGCAAGAUUUGUGAGUUUCUCAAUUAUGCUUGUAAAAAUGCCAAAAGUUUUAGUUCCGAACUUAAGAUAAACAAAAUUACUUAAACCACCUAGACAGUUAUUUCCAUCAUAGACUAUUUGCCUUGACCUUUAUCUCAAUCUCAGAUUAAAAAGUAAGCUACUUUUAUAGUAUUGUAAUUAAAAUCAGUCUAAAAAAAAAAAAAACCUGUGAACGUCCUUCAGUCAAAGCCCAGUACCUCAGCUAUUGCUCCAAUGUCAUCCAGCGACACAUAGCUUAAGGCUGAUGAAAAAUUUGGUCUUGCAAAGUGCAGUUGAUAAUAUCAAAAGAGUUACUGGCGUGACGAGCAUAACACUUGGAAGGCUGGAACGGUGACUCUGGAAAGAAAGGGGAGUCACCCUAAAGACAGAGAUUGACAUCUCCCCAUGCUGCUGUCACCACCUCACCCUGUGGCAGAGCAGCGAGGCCUGGAUGCCACGCAGAGGGAAUAUAAAAAAGCUCGACCAGUUUUAUCUGCGUUGUCUGAGGCGGCAAGCUGGCAAAAAUGGCAAGAUCUCAUCCCGAGCUCUGAGGUCCAGCACCGUUGUGGAAUCUCCGGCACCGAGGCGAUGACGAUCAGAGCUCAGCUGCGGUGAUGUGGACAUCUGAUCGAAACGGUGGGCUCGGCUCGGAAGCGUGCUCAAAAGGCGGCCAGAGGGGAAAGACGUACAGUGACAUACUGAAUAUGCUCUGUUGACCCUAGAGCUUUGGAAAUUGGAGCUCGAGGAGGGUUCUUCAGCACCGGAUCUGCCAUUAUGGCUAUUCAGUCCUCUGACAACAAACGUUUUACUGCUGCAAAGGAGAAAUGCACUCAGUGGAAAGUGGCUUCAAGUGCUGCAGAACACCCGGUGUCUCCCGUCUCGCCCUCUGCGUGUACCUCCAAACUCCCUGGAAGUAUUGGGAGUAAGACUUGACUGUCGUCUUUAAGUAUGAAAUUCCAGCAAUUAAAUUGAUGUCACUAAUUUUCACAAAUGUAUUGUUAAAACUAACAAUAAAUCUCCAAUGACUAUAAAGAAUGUU
This is a messenger RNA of Tachyglossus aculeatus (Australian echidna), 2143 nucleotides long. It is a transcript of the gene TM2D3, whose product is annotated as TM2 domain containing 3. The transcript has 5 exons. The record is from RefSeq and is a predicted model, not a curated record. The coding region runs from base 1 to 666 and encodes 221 amino acids. Lineage: Eukaryota; Metazoa; Chordata; Mammalia; Monotremata; Tachyglossidae.